Salvia splendens (bonfire salvia) is the source of this 832-nucleotide messenger RNA. RefSeq lists its product as uncharacterized. The coding region runs from base 31 to 522 and encodes 163 amino acids. The record is from RefSeq and is a predicted model, not a curated record. Lineage: Eukaryota; Viridiplantae; Streptophyta; Magnoliopsida; Lamiales; Lamiaceae. The transcript is spliced from 3 exons.
CCAUUUCUGUUGUUUCUAGAUCAUAAUCUGAUGGCUCUGUCUCGAAUUUUCUCCCAAUCCCUCACCCGCCCUUCUCUCCGUCCCUCAAAUGCCCUAAUAACCCACCACCGCCACCGCUCCACCAAACCCGGCCACGCUCACCUCAUCGAGCUUGACAUCGACGCCGCCUCUCCAUCGCAGCCCGGGAUCAAGAGCCUCGAGGACGCCAUCCACAGCAUCAUCGUCCGCCGCGCCGCACCCGAUUGGCUCCCCUUCCUCCCCGGGCACUCCUACUGGGUCCCCUCCUCGCGCAAUAGCAACACCCCCGCCGCCGGCAUGAUUCAAGCCCUUCACAGACUAACUUCCUCCGAGGCGGAGCCCGCCACAUUGCACCAUGAAUUGUUGUCCGAGGACGAGCAGAUGUCCCUUUUAUCCGCCAAGGGUUGGCCUUCCUCCACUUAUUUUAUUCGAGGUACUUCACCGGAUCAUCCAAUCCAAAUAAUGGUACUCCCGGAAACUUCUAGCUCCAAGGAUGAACCUUGAACGUAAAUGUCAUUCAGUGUUAUUGCCGGGCACAUCAGGGUUUCCGUCGUUGCAGAUAUGGAAAGCAUGGAAAAGGUCAAGGUGGAAAGCAACUUUGAAGGAAGAAGCAGAUUGAAUUUGCAUCAUCAACAUGCCCUUGGUAGAGUGAAGAUAGUCCUUCAGUCUUUAAAACAUGCUUGUUUGGUAGUAUCUUGCAACUGAAUAGAGAAUGUAUAUUCUUAAUUAAGGUUAUUUAGUCAAUAGUUUUAUGUGGUCAGAAUUGAUGAAAGCUGGCUGAGUUGAUUAAAUAAAGAGCUCGUUUUCCACAGAA